Molecule: messenger RNA, 3951 nt
Organism: Cyprinus carpio (common carp)
Lineage: Eukaryota; Metazoa; Chordata; Actinopteri; Cypriniformes; Cyprinidae
Product: E3 ubiquitin-protein ligase TRIM39-like
Molecular function (GO): protein binding; zinc ion binding
Source: RefSeq, a predicted model, not a curated record
UGAACACAGCGUCUUCUUAAACAUGAUGUAAACACACUAACUAGUGGAAGUGUUUGUGGGCAGGUUUAUUCUGCGAGAACAACCGGCUGAUUGUACAUUAUCCCUUACAUAAAGCACAUAAUCUGUAUUUGAGAUUAUUUGUUUCAGCAGUGACAUCGCGGAAAUAGAAACCGUUUCUAAAAUAGAAAUUUUGUGUGUCGCCAUCGUGGCUAAUUGGGACAAACCUCUGAUAAACAUGGAAAAGAUACCUUAUCACGGCAUCACGGUGAGUUAGGACACAUUGUUAGACUGAGAACAAACUACAUUUAUUCAGGAUAAAUAGAUGAAAAAUGACGUGAAUUUCAUAAAUUCAGUGAUAGACUACUGAAUCUUUUGUCUGCUUAAAAGUCCCGUUUUGCGUAAUUGUUUAUAUUCUGACAUAAAAACUAAACAAAAGCAAUACUCACUUAUUGUAGCUAGAUAAACCAACAGAUUCCACUCAGAGUCAGACUGACCGAUGAAAUUUAAAGGCUGAGAUUCGCGCUUUAAGACGUGACGUAUUGACUAGUACAGUGGUUAUCCAGGCAACUGAAAACAUCUUAAAUCCUACGGGUGGAUUUGUAUGAAAACCAAGUUUGUGUGUGUGUUAAUGCGAUAAAGGUCAUUAAAUGGAUUUAAAAACAUGUUAAAGUGUUUGCUCACUCAGCAGGGAUAAAUUCGAAACCAAGAUUAUGGGCGGAGCUGCUGUAUGAUAUCACUGCAGGUUAGUGAAAUAAAUAAGUGAAUGUGAAACUAAAUUAAACAGAUGAGCUGGAAGUUUUAAAAAAACAUCAACCUCUUUAUUCCAACACUGAAACUACUGAUCACAUCUGAUAUUCAUCUAUAGUCAUGGCAACCUCUAGUGGUCCAUUAAAUGAGGAGCUCCAGUGCUCCAUCUGUCUGGAUGUGUUCACUGAUCCAGUCACCAUUCCAUGUGGACACAACUUCUGCAGAACCUGCCUGAACAAAUUCUGGACAAGCACACAGACCUGCUUCUGUCCACUCUGUAAAGAAACAUUCAGCAAAAGACCUGAUCUCAUGAUUAAUACAAACAGCGGUGUCAUUAUGGGGGGGGAGGUUAGGAUGAUUAAAAGAGCCCUGGUCAGAGAGGUGGAUCCCGGAAUACAACCUCUACUGAGGGAGACAAACCAACCCACGCUCCUCCGAACGGGAUCUCUACUGAGGGGGACAAACAACCCCCCGGUCCCGCUCCCCCGAACCCGAUCUCUAAGGGGGAGAAAUCAACUCCGGCUCCCCCGAAUGCAAUCUCUACCGAGGGCCCAAGUCAAUGUGCUACUCAGGGGGCCCAGAAACCAUAGUGGCACCCCUGAAUACAAUGCUGAGAGUUUUGCGCAACACUUUAAGGAGAAGCUCAAUCUGGGAUCUGAGGUGUUCUGUGACUUCUGUGUUGAAAGAAAGCAAAAAGCCAUGAAGUCCUGCCUGACGUGUCAAAGCUCUUACUGUGAGACUCACCUGGAGCCUCAUCACAGAGUCCCACGUCUAAAGAAACACAAACUGAUCAACGCUGUGGAAAAUCUGGAGGAUUAUAUAUGCCAGAAACAUGAAAGACCUCUGGAUCUGUUCUGCAGAGAUGAUCAGACGAGUGUGUGUCUGUCCUGCACUGAAGGAGACCACAGGACUCACAACACUGUUCCUAUAGAGGAGGAGAAUCGAGAGAAGUUGGUUAAAAAAAAGACAGACGUACAGCAGAUGAUCCAGAACAAAAUGAAGAAGAUUCAAGAGAUCCAACAUUCAGUAGAACUGCAAAAAACGAACAUGGAGAAAGAGAAAUCAGCCAAUGUUGAGCUCUUCACUAAUCUGAUUCGCUCCAUUGAGAGAUGUCAGUCUGAGCUGCUGAAGAUGAUGGAGGAACAGCAGAAAGCAGCAGAGAAACAGGCUGAAGAUCUCAUUAAAGAGCUGCAGCAGGAAAUCACUGAUCUGAAGAAGAGAAACACUGAGCUGGAGCAGAUCUCACACACUGAUGAUCAUCUGCACCUCCUACAGAUGCACUCAUCCUUAUACAGUCGUCCACACAUCAAGAACUGGACUGAGAACAGUAUUGAUACUGAUGUGAAUGUGCUCCCUCUGCAUAGAGCUCUGACUCAACUGAAGAAAACACACAAGGCUCUAAAUAAAAAACUCAGUAAAUCAGGGUUGGGAUGGGCUCAGAAGUAUGCAGUGGAUGUGACUCUGGAUCCUGUUACAGCGAAUCCAUAUCUCAUCCUGUCUGAUGAUGGAAAACAAGUCAGUGUUGGAGAUAUUGAGCAGGACGUCCCAGUAAACCCAAAGAGAUUUGAUGACUAUUGUGUUCUGGCAAAGCAGGCAUUCAGUUCAGGAAGAUUUUACUAUGAGGUGCAGGUGAAGGGAAAGACUGGGUGGAGUUUAGGAGUGGCCAGAGAAUCCAUUAACAGGAAGGGGGACAUUAGUCCGAGUCCUGAGGAUGGGCUCUGGUCUAUGGUAUUGAUUAAUCAGAGGCAGUAUAUAGCUUGUGAUAAUCCAGCAGUCGGUUUCUCUCACAGAAGGACACCUGAGAAGGUGGGAGUGUUUGUGGAUUAUGAGGAGGGUCUGGUUUCUUUUUAUGAUGUGGGCUCCAGAUCUCAUAUCUACUCUUUCACUGGUCAGACUUUCACUGAGAAACUCUAUCCAUAUUUUGGCCCAGGCCAUAAUGAUAAAGGUAAAAACUCAAACCCACUUAUAAUUUCACCUGUCAGUUGAGACAAAGUGAUUUCCCUGAAAUAUGGAACAUCUCAAAACAUUAACUAUGCAUGUGCUGUUUGUUAAGGAACAGAAUAUGUAAAGCAAAACCAAAAAAGGAAUUCACAUUCCAAACUAAAAAUAUAUAUUUAUAAUUAGUUAAGCAAGUGUGGGCCUUCGGGGUACAGUGCUUCAAUGGUUGAAGCAAAUAGGAGUUACUCUGUCCGCCUCGGGCACCAUUCUUCCUCUGAUAAACAGUUAAGUUCUGGUGUCCCUCAGGGCUCUAUUCUUGGCCCAGUACUGUUUAAUCUCUACAUGCUACCUUUGGGUUCUAUUUUAUCUAGAUAUGGUGUAUCUUUUCAUCUGUACGCUGACGACACACAAAUUUAUCUGCCUAUAAAUCAUGACGAUAAACUUGGCUUUAAGCCUAAAUUAGACUGCUUAGACGAACUGAAACUUGCUAGUAAUUUCUUAAGUCUUAAUGAGAGCAAGACUGAAAUUAUCUUGUUUGGUUCAAAUGAUCACAGCAUUCAUGAUGUUGAUCUCGAUACUCUGUUACCUUACAGUACCACCUGUGUUCAGAAUCUGGGGGUUUUGCUUGAUAAAAGUCUUAAAUUUGCUAAUCAGAUAUGUCCUGUGGUUAGGUCUUGUUUCUAUCAUCUUCGUCUUUUAGCAAAAGUUAAGCCCUUUCUAUCUGGUAAGAAUCUUGAAACUGUCAUGCAUGCAUUUGUAACAUCUUGACUAGACUGUUGUAACUCUUUGUACAUUGGUGCCUCUCAGACUUGUGUCACACGCUUACAGUUAGUUCAAAGUCCCGCAGCCCGGCUCCUCAAAGGGAAGAGUAAAAGUGAUCAGAUUACACCAGUUCUGAUUUAGCUUUAUUGGUUACCGGUCAAAUACAGAAUUCAUUUCAAAGUUUUGUUAUUUGUUUUUAAGUCUUGGCGGACUGUACUACUGCAUCUGCCUUUUCAGUCUAGAUCACUUAGAUCUAGGGACUCUGAUUUACUAUAUGUUCCUAGAACCAGACUUAAAAACAGGGGUGAUGGUGCAUUUGCGGUCAUCGGUCCCAAGUUAUGGAAUAGCCUUCCAGCCUACAUCAGAUCUUUUUAUUUUUAUUGUUUCUCUAGUGCUUAAAUGUUUUCUGUCAUUAUUGUCUGUUUCUUUUGGCCUUGCAAAGCACUUUGGUCAACACCAGUUGUUUUUAAAUGUGCUAUACAAAUAAACUUGUAUUGUAUUGUA